AUGAUUGUUCUUGCGCCCGUCGCAUGGCCGACCGCAAAGCUGCUCGACUACUGCUUGGGCGAAGAGCAUGGCACAACGUAUCGGAAAGCUGAACUAAAAACCUUUGUCUCUCUUCACCAACAGAUAGGCACUGAGAAUCUCAACGAUGAUGAGGUGACGAUUAUUCGUGCCGUGUUGGAUCUGAACGACAAGACUGUCGCAGAUGUCAUGACGCCCAUCGAGGAUGUCUACACACUGCCGGUCGAUCAUGUUUUGGAUGAGGAAGGCGUCAAUAAGCUGGUUGAGUCAGGCUAUUCGCGUGUUCCCAUUCAUGAAAAUGAUCGUCCAGAUGCAAUUCUCGGCAUGUUGCUUGUCAAACAACUCAUUCAGUAUGACCCGGAAGAUGCUUGGCCCAUCUCGCGAUUCCAUCUCACUCCCUUGCCAGAGACUUCGCCAGACCUCAACCUGCUGGAUGCCAUCAAUUACAUGCAGGUUGGCCGCUCGCAUAUGAUCCUCGUGUCCAGAAACCCUGGUGAGCCAUCGGGUGCCAUGGGUGUCGUUACUCUCGAAGACAUCAUCGAAGAGAUGAUCGGUGAGGAAAUCGUCGACGAGACAGACGUCUUUGUCGAUGUGCACAACAAAAUCAAAGUUGUGCGGACGCGCCCAUCUGGCGCAAAGCAAGAUCAAUGGCAACCACUGAUCCGCGGCAUCAUUGAGCGCCGUCGCAAGCACGGUGGGUCGAGACAGGCGCCACUACGUAAUAGCUUCGGCACCAUGGGCAGUCGGACACCGACUUUCCCACCAUCCCAGAAGUACGGUGUUGUGCAAUCCGGCAAGUCCCAUGAUAAGGUCUCUGUGAAGACGUAUGGGCAGUCGCGUGCGCAUGACUCACAACAUGACGCAACUUCUCAGAGAAAUACUGACAAGCCGCAAACACCUCACUCCAUGGCGUCGUCGCUGGUUUUCAGUGACUACGAAGGUCCUGAGCUGCUGAAUCUCUCAGAGUCCGAGCAUCUCGAAGAGUCUCCAGGCCCCUACAUUGUGGAAAAGGGUCGUGGGCCUAACGAAGAGCACCGUGUGAUUACAGUCGCAGAGCUUAAUGAAGAUACCGCACACGAUUUGCAUAACAAAGCGGUCCAACAGGCAGUGAGGCAGGCAAAGGAUCGCUCUCGCACUCAACAGACAUAA
Messenger RNA from Malassezia globosa CBS 7966, 1167 nucleotides. RefSeq lists its product as uncharacterized. The transcript has a single exon. The record is from RefSeq and is a predicted model, not a curated record. Gene Ontology annotation, biological process: magnesium ion homeostasis. Lineage: Eukaryota; Fungi; Basidiomycota; Malasseziomycetes; Malasseziales; Malasseziaceae. Bases 1 to 1167 code for a protein of 388 amino acids.